AUGUUUAAAUCAGUUGCGCAAGAUUUCAUGGAUCUUAAUCAGAACUGGAGUCCACUGCAUUAUGCAGCAUUAUUGAAUCGCCCCGAUGUCAUGCAAUUACUUAUAAAAGGAAAUGCAGAUGUGAAUGUUGUUGAUAAAAAUGACGAAACAGCACUGCAUGUAGCAUUUUUUCAUGAUAAUAUACCUGCAGCUGAACUUUUGAUUCAGCAUGGAUCAAGUCUUCAAUCGCAAAAUAUUGAGGGUAGGAGACCAUUUGAAGUAGCUGUUAUUGGUAGACCACAGAAUCAUAGAAAAAGAGUUAACUUCGAGUGCAUAGAUUCCUUAGAUGAUAUUUUUAGAACUUUGACAUCGCCAGUUACGGAUUGGAGACCAUUUGCCACAACUGGUGAUCAUAUGCACAGAAUUAGUGUUAACUCCGAGGACAUGAGCCUAUUUGAAGUAGCUGUCGAUUCUAGACCACAUAAUCAUAGAAAAAAAGUUUACUUAGAAGAUUGGAGACCGUUUUCCGCACAUUUUGAUCAUAGGCGAUAUUUCCACAGACAUGGUGUUACCUCCGAGAUCAAUAACAGAAUAGGAAGAAAACUACUCGUUGCUGAUGAUUUACAGAUUGGAAUGGAAAUUGCAUUUGGACGAAUGAAAUUUGCAGAUGGGAGCUAUAUUUAUAAGCACCAUGGUAUUGUGAUCAAAAUUAGCGAAACCUGCAAUAGAUUUGAAAUUGUUGAAUUAAGAGCUACCGAGUCUGCUUUUAAUACAUGUUUAGCAGUGUUAUGCAGAAAUAGUCGGCCUAGUGUUCAAAGAAAAACACUCAAAUUUCAUGAUAACCUUUACUACUAUGACUACAAAAAAAAUUCUUUUUCGAGAAAACUUGUUAAGAAGAGGGCUAAAAAGAUGGUCCUAAUUUUUGACAAGUCUGGUGUAGAGUAUAACUUGACGAAAUUUAAUUGUGAACAUUUUGCAUGUUACUGUGCAACUGGACUGGCAUGCAGUGGACAGACUGAAAAUGAGAAUCUUGAGGCAACAGAAUCACUUAAUAAAACACUUGGAACGUAUAUUGAUAUACAAAUAGAAAAGUAUUCCAACAACACACAGAAACACAGUCUCGGCGGUAAAGUAUUAGAAACCAUGAAACCAAAAGAAAGAUCUUGUGUAGUAAUGUAA
Mytilus trossulus (common blue mussel) is the source of this 1158-nucleotide messenger RNA. RefSeq lists its product as uncharacterized. Gene Ontology annotation, molecular function: protein binding. Bases 1 to 1158 code for a protein of 385 amino acids. Lineage: Eukaryota; Metazoa; Mollusca; Bivalvia; Mytilida; Mytilidae. The transcript is spliced from 12 exons. The record is from RefSeq and is a predicted model, not a curated record.